Molecule: messenger RNA, 1701 nt
Organism: Thamnophis sirtalis
Lineage: Eukaryota; Metazoa; Chordata; Lepidosauria; Squamata; Natricidae
Gene: GRPEL2
Product: GrpE like 2, mitochondrial
Biological process (GO): protein folding; protein import into mitochondrial matrix
Cellular component (GO): PAM complex, Tim23 associated import motor
Molecular function (GO): adenyl-nucleotide exchange factor activity; protein homodimerization activity; protein-folding chaperone binding
Source: RefSeq, a predicted model, not a curated record
CUGGCGGGAGUGGCAGUCCGGGCUUUUAAUCGAGGGCGCAGUGGCCGCCGGUUGUUGUAGUCGCUUGAGUGUUCUUUUUCUCCCGUGGGAGUCUGGGAAGCGGCGGGUCCGUUUCGCUCAGUCUGGCGGAGGCGACGUUGACGUUAUGGCAGCGGGCAGGUCUGUGCGAGCGGCGCGGAGUUGCUUGAGUCCUUUGCUCCACUUGAAUUAUCCUCGGUUCCACUCCAACAGAGGUUUGCUCUUCGCCUUCAGUACUGCUGCACAACAAAAGAGCACAGGAGAUGAUUGUGGCCCAGAAGAUCCUCAGAAUGAACCUAGACAGAACUUGAGGGGAGAAAAUUUAGAGCACAAGACCAUCAAGCUAGAAGAACAACUCCGUGUCUUAACAGAACGAUACCAAAGAGCCCUAAUGGAUUCUGAAAAUGUCAGACGUAGAACACAAAAAUUUGUUGAGGAUGCUAAGAUUUUUGGCAUCCAGAGUUUCUGUAGAGAUCUGGUAGAAGUAGCAGAUAUCCUGAAAACAACUUUGGAGAUUGUUGUAGAAGAAGAAGAUGACCCAACUCUGACCCUGAAUAAGAUCUGUGAAGGCCUGAGUCUUAUAGAAGUCAAACUACAAAGCAUUUUUACUAAGCACGGUCUGCAAAAAAUGAACCCCAUUGGUGGCAGAUAUGACCCCUAUGCCCAUGAAAUUGUCUGUCAUGUGCCAGCAGAAGAUAUGCAACCGGGCACUGUGGCUUUAGUGACUGUGGAUGGUUACAAACUUCACGGCCGCACUAUCAGACAUGCACAUGUAGGGGUGGCAGUAGAAUCUCAAGAAUCUGAUGAACCUCCAUCUUAGCAAUUGGGAUCCUAUGAACUUAUUUCUUUUGCCCGCAUCAUCAUUGCUGCUUUAUUUAUUAAGCCACACAGAUAUGAUUUGCUGGCCUCUCAGGAUUGGCAUGAUCCUUUGGCCUUCCUUUUCAAGCUGUCAUUAUUCAACGUUAGUUUUUCCUGUUGUGUAAAGAUAUUUUUUCGGUUGUUUCACAAAUGUGGUGCCCUCUUUUCUGUUUGUUAAUUUUAAGCCUGCAUUUAAAGGAAUGUAGGAUUCAUUCCAACAAUGCACAGACCUAUUGAAAAGUCAGUCAGUAAAAUCCCAUUGAUUUCAAUAGGUUUGUUCAAGGGUGACUAAAACUGGAUCCUGUUCUCUGAAAAAGGCUUUCCUCCCAAGAUUUAUUUUUAAUUUGCUUGUUAAUCACACUAUUGUUCCCAUUUUCUUUUUUUUUAUAAUCUGUGAUAUAUAUUUAAUCUGAGCUUUAUUUACAGUAACCCAGAGUCAUUCUUAUUUCAAUCUGGAUUUUUUUUCCAUUUAUGUUUUUAUUCAUGUGUUAUUUGAGACAUUCUCCUUAAGCAAUACAAGAUUUUAUUUUAUUUUUUCGCCUUUAAAUAGGUGGACAAUGGUAGUUCUGUGGUUCUUCUACAAUCAGUCAUGUUUGGGAGAAGAUUCUAGGCACCAGUUAACGACUUAAGUCCAAGACUGCCUUCCUUCUGAAUCCAAUUUCAACAGUUCUUGGGCAUUUGUAACCCAAGAAUGCAUGUGCCAAAUCUUGAAGCUUCAACACUUCUCUUUUUGAAAGCUUUUUAGAUUUGGUUUUGCAUCUCAAAAUUUCCCUGAGUGCUUUGGCCAGUAAAAGAAUAUUCUCGGUCCCAAAUUACUUCUGAAAA